AUGGAUCGUUUUUCAGUCGACUCUCCCAAACUGGGCUCAUCACCGUCAAAACGAAGGGCCGUCGAGGCGGCUGCGGCUGCGAAUGGUGAACCAUCGCCCGAACAAGUCACGCAAAGUGUUUUGAACGGAUCGAUGAGUGAUGCGGCUCUUGAAGAACAGGUGCUCCGCUCAACUUCUCCACCACCAAAUAUGGAGAAACCUGAUGGGCAUUUGACGGAAAAAGAGCUUCAAGAUCGCGCCAAAGAGAAGAAGGCAAAGAAAGUGAAAAAAGUGAAACUCACCGAGAAAAUGUUACAGGAUUACAUCACUUUGGAAAAAGCGGUUUAUCGUUUGGAGCGAAAAAAUGUCAUCAAGAAAUACGAGCAGAAAAUGAUUGGCGCGGAUGAAAUGAAGAAAACUUUUGAUCAAUUAGAAGCCACUUAUAAGGAGCUGAAAAAACAGACCGAAAAAGAGAAAGCCGAUAUGGACAAUAUUGAGCAACCGUCAGUAAAAACAUUUCUGAAAUCACAGGGCACUUGGGAGAGUCGCUUGGGCAAAGAGAAAGAGGAGUACUUGGACGCGGUGCGGAAACAAGAAAACGCCGAAAAGGCUCUUGUUGAUGCGAAACAAAAAUACGAUCGAGCAUCGAAAAUCGCAGAUCUUUACAAGCAACAAAGUGACGAUUUACAAGGAAUGUACGAGAAACAAGAUCAAAUGUUGACCGAUAUUUUUGGCUCAGAAUACGUCUCGGAAAAGGAGAAUCAAUUGGAGGGAGAGUUAGAAGAUCUCGUCGAAUGGCAACAAAGAGUCAACUUGGCGAUGUUCAAAUGGACAAAUGGACGAGUGCUCCUUGUUCACGCGAAUACCCAAAUGGCAUUCGGGAUCAGCAGAUGGCAAGAGUUGAAGAAAAUCGAGACAAGUAACGGUCGAAUGAGAUAUUUCGCGGCGGCCGAGGCGCGGAACAACUUCAUCGCCGCUGGACAGAAUGUGCAAAGUUGUCGAGUGUAUUUGGGGAAAGUUCAAUUCCCCUAUGCCACCGAGGACGAGAUGACUCAAAUGGAAAACACCGUGAACUCGGCAUUCAAAGAUGUGCAAAAUGACUCAACGAUUGAUAAAGCUGCCCGAAUGUUCCAAGAAACGCACGUGCGAAUCACGUCGCUCAUUCAAUGGUUCGACAAAGUGAUUCACGAUACGAUUUGUAAAGAUUUGGAUAAAGCAAAUGAUGAGGUCAUUCGAAAACAGCGACAAUUGCGAGAGGAACGGCUGGCGAUCAUGAAGAAAAAGUGCAAAGAGGAGCUCGGUCACGACAUGCAAUUCGAGUACGACCACGUGGAUGACAGUGAGCUUGAAAAGGAAUUGUUGGCCCUCGAGCAAGAGGCGCUUCGUGACGAGCAAAACGGGAAAAAUGAUGGACUAAAGGAAUUGCUUAAUUUGUCACAACCGGAAGGACCCGGAGGAGUACCGCUGAGCAAAUUGGCUCCAAUUCCGAGCAAGGACGCGCUAUUUGGCGAUGUGAAACAAAAACUGGACGAGUAUGGAAACACACGGAAAGCUUUUGGGAAACGCAAUCAAGAGGCGAGAGAGAGACAAAAAUUAGCUUUACAGGAAAAGCUUAAACAACGCCAGCAAAAUGGAUCAAAUAGUGAUUUGGAGAGUCUACAAAGACCACCAGCACCGACAGAGCCAAAAGAGGCAAAAGAGAAGGGGGCAACGAAAGGAACGGUCACGAAAAAGAAGAAAUCGGUGAAGAGAGUACCCCGAAGAGCCGUUGCACCGAUAUCCGAGGAAGUGACCGCU
Molecule: messenger RNA, 1776 nt
Organism: Mesorhabditis belari
Lineage: Eukaryota; Metazoa; Nematoda; Chromadorea; Rhabditida; Rhabditidae
Source: the annotation of a GenBank genome assembly